AAUAUCAGCGAAACUUUUGAUGGUGGCAGUGUAGAGGAGGAUGAUGCUUCGCAAAAAUUGUCUGUAUGCGUGUAGCGUAAACAAUGUAACUUCAUCUGGCUGCUAGCUAACGUUAGCCCAUGAACAAAAGGGAGCACGCCUCUAUCUGUUAACAAGCGAGUCUGAGUGAGUUAACGUUCGCCACUCUCAACCGAACCGGUUGAUAUUUAUUUUCAACCACGGCGCUUUCCAUCGCAGAUGGGCAUCAUGGAUCCAAACCAGCGUGUUUGCGGUACCUGCUGCCUGGCUAUCAGCUAACAUCGCAGCUCACGUACCGUACUCACUCCGGAUGGAGUCAAAUAAUCAUUUCAACUAUGGCACCCACUCCUCAGCAAACUCAGGACUGAAACUCUCCUCAGGGGAUUCUCUUUAUACUAACGGGUCCUCAAUGAGUUUUCCUCAGCAGGGGAAGAAUCUGAAUGGCGAGAUGAAUGUGAAUGGCGCCACUACUGUACUUGGGUCCGGUGUACCUGGUUCCCACCCACCAACAGCUCCUUAUCCACACAUGAGCAACCACCACCAGAGCAGCAUGGGCUAUGACUACUUGUGGGGGGGGCACCCUCAGUAUAGUCCAGGCAUGGGCACCUCUCCUGGGCACGGGAUGCACCAGAAGCAGCCUACACCUGGGAUGGUGCAGCCUCAGUCGCAGCACCACUUCCAGGGUCAUGGACAGUACCAACUGAAUGGGGGUAUUGAAAGCUCCCACCAACCCCCUGUGGCAGGCCCACCAAACAUCCCUCUUACUGGGAAUCAGUACUGGAACAGGAGUAACCCUAGCCCACAGCAGAUAGGUUAUAAUUCCCACAGUAUGUAUGGGACCUACCAGAGUCAGGCACAUCCUGGAAUUACACCGUCACAGCAUCACCAGCAGCAGUCCUUACAGCCUCCCCCACAUCAACCGUCACAGCAGCACCCCCACUCCCAUCGCCACCACCACCACCAGCAGCACCAGCAGCCACAGCAUUAUGGCAUGAUGCCUAAUGGGAUGCCGUACUACCAGCAUCAGCCCCAGCACACGACCCUGCCAUCUCCUCAGCAGCAGCUAGCACAGCAGUCGCAGCCUCAAGGCCAGACCCAGAUGAUGCCCCCAGCAGCCCAGAAUUUUUCUCCUCCACGUGGCAGCCCACAGCACCACACUUUAGGUAGAGGGAGCACUGGCAGCCCUCUCCCUGUGGGGAUGACCUCUGCACCAAUGAUGUCACCAUCAACAGUGCAGGAUAGUGGAUCACCCAAGAGCCACAGCAGGGAUAGCAACAUGGGAAUGUCUUCUGUAAUGCAAGGGCAUACAAGGGAAGCUGUCAAGGAGGUAGACACAAGCUAUAAUGGCAAUGAAAGGGCACCUGCUGCCCAGAGGCUCCCCAAAACUGACAGUUACCAAUCAAAACCUUCAGCAGCCCAUGCGGGACCUACAAAUGAUUAUCGACAGCAUUCUGACCAGCCAGCAGCUCAGUGUCCAGAGAUGGCUUCUCCGGUCAGAGAUGCAGCCGUUAAUCCACCUCCCCAGUUUGUGUCAUCUCAGCUCCCUGUCUCUCCAUCACCUGCAGCAGUGUCAGUGUCUCUAACCAAGUCCUCUGCAGCUUCUGCUGUCUCUGGAUCUCCCAUAUCUGCCCCUGGGCCCCCGAUAGUUGCAUCCCCUGAUGUAGAAUCUACUCCACCACAAAUCUCAACACCUCCCAGUGUGUCCUCUGUUCCAUCUCCAGCUGCUCCUCCCAGGCUUUCCUCACCUCCCCUAAUGGUGCAAGGCCUCAGACCUCCCCCUUCUGCUGCAACUGAGAUACCCCCUGCUGGAUCCAAGCAUCUGUCAGCGGGGUCCUCUUCCUCCUCCCUGCCGGAAUCACCUCUGAAGUUGUCUACACCCCUAGCUUUGACUCAUAGCGAGUCUAGACCUGCCACAGUUUCCUUGGUCCCUCCAGUCUCUUCUUCAUUGGAGUCUGUGGCUCAUCAAUCAGCAUUUCCUCCUACAGCUUCUGGACCUCAUACAACUGUCUCCCCUCCUGCCACAGUGUCCAAGUCUUCUUACUCAGUGUCUGCACCCAUCUCAUCUCUUCAGCAGAUGGUACAAGGGUCCAAGCUAUCCUGCUUUCCCGAUACAUCUGGAGCUCAGCAUGAAAAGCCUGGAGUCCCAAAACUGAUGUCUGCCACUUCAUCUGUGGGUACAAACUCCUCAUCAGCUGGUCUGGUUCCAUCUCUUAUGUCAAUAUCAAGACCUUCGACCUCAACACCAACAGGCUCUUGUUUAACAACAUCUCCAUCUCCGAUGUCUGUGUCAGUUACUCCUUCAGUUGGCAGUAAACCUUGUGAACCAGCACCUACAGCCCAGCACCAGACAUACACUCCUCCAGCUGUAGACACUGGUCUUUCCACUGCCUCUGCAGCAUCAUCACCACCAGGAGGGGUGAAUUUACCCUCCCUAGCAGCCAAUGGAAGUCCUACAGUCCAACCUCUGUCUACCCUACCUCUUCUAACCACUCAAGCCUCUAGGACUGCACCUGUGUCCACUCCUCCUGCCUUGGUGUCUGUGCCUCCUGCAAUGGGUACAUCUUCUGGAAUGGUCCAAAGUUCUGAGUCCGAGCAGCCUCCACCUAACACCACUCCUCCUCAUGCACUAAAACAGUUGUCUCCCAAGCCAGAGCACCAUGGUCAUAGCGAGGACAGAAAAGUUUUCAGUAAUAAAAGACAUGGAAAACCAGAAGAACACCUCCCUCAGAUUGAUUCAUGCACAAUAAGGACACCACAGAAGGUGGAAGCGAUUGAGACUCAUAAAACUGAUCUUCCUGGGAAACCUUUGCAGACCACAGUUGCUUCUGAUAAGAUGGCUAAGAAUAAACAGACUGACUUUGAAAAGCAUGCCAUGCAAAGCAGUGUCAGUGACAUCUGUGAGACCGAGGACUCCAUGAUGGAGCAAACUCCACUCAGAAAGUCCCCACAGCUUCACAGUACAAGGGUAGAACAUAUGACCGAUGAAGAAAGUUUUGAGAACUCUUCACAUGCUGUUUUUGAAUUUGAUGACAAUUCAUCAUGUGACACAUCUUCUAGAAUUGAAAUCAGCUCGGUCUUUGAAAAGACCUCUCUAGAUGGUGACAGCUCAUGCGUAGAUGACUCUACUCACUUUGAAAACAGUUUUCACCUGAGAAAGGGCACGUCUCAGUUUGACAGCAGUUCCCAUGCCGAAGGGGAACCAUCUACUAUGUUUGACACCACUGGAGACAGCAGCUUCUCUGUUGAAGACUCCAGAGACGACACGCUGGACUCCACCAGAGAAGAGGAAACCUCUGAGGCAGAAGAGACCACGAACAGUUGCCAGAUCACUGGGGAAUCAAUGCUGGAGUCUUCGCUAAACAACACCGCUCAGAAGGAAGAGCCCUCUGUCGAUUCGAAUGAUGUGUCCAACUCGCGCUCGUUUGUGCAGUCUCAGCCUGGUCAUCAAGGACGUGAAGCAGAGUGGGCACCCAGAGGACAGGAUACACCAGACUCAGCUGGACGAAUAAGCAUUAAGACCACUGUUAAUGAGGCAUUAACUCUGCCGAGUUUCAAGAUGAGAGAUGAGAACUUCAUCGCCUUCAGUACCCCAGCAGAGAGCCCUGCUGUACACCCACUCCAACCAGUAACUGAUCAGGUUAUGUCAGCUGCUGGAGGACAUCUGAAAACCCCAGGGAAACCACGAAAACCUCGAGCGCCAAAGGCAAUAUGGAUUAAAACCUCAGCUCCUGAGGAGGCCCAGCGGAAGCCCCGUGUUCGAACCCCUAAAGGGGAGAAAAUCAAGACUGAAGAAGAAGGAGGCAAUAAAGAAGAGGGAGCCACGGGCAGAAAAAGAAAGAAGUCCCUCAAAGUGGAUGUCAAAGAAACAUCAGCUGUAUCUGGAGAGGCUGGGCCUCCAACAGAAGAGGUUGAUUCAAUCACAGCCACAAUUGAAGCUGUUCUGGCCAAUGCUUCAGCCAUUAGCACAGCAGUCGAGAAACCCAAGAAGGCGAAAAGGGUCAAGAAACAAGACCAAGAAGGAAAUGUGGUAAAAACAUCUAAACAAGAAGGCGAAAUGACUGCUGAUGAUGCUGAUGAAAAUGACGACGACAGCUCUACUGCAGGUGAAUCUAACAGACGGAGGGUUGCAACGGAGGAGCAGGUCCAAUUCCCUUUGUUGCAUGGGUGGAAGAGGGAGAUUCGCGUGAAGAAAACAGAGAACCGCAUGAAGGGUGAAACCUGGUAUUACACACCUUGUGGAAGAAGGAUGAAGCAGUUCCCGGAAAUAGUCAAGUACUUGAAUAGACACACAGACAGCGUGGUCACCAGAGAACACUUCAGCUUCAGCCCACGCAUGCCUGUUGGAGACUUCUAUGAAGAGAGAGAAACUCCCGAGGGUAUGAAGUGGGUGCUCUUGGCUAAUGAGGAGGUUCCCUCUAUGAUCAUGGCCAUCACUGGCCGGCGAGGUCGACCUCCAAAUCCAGAUAAAGAGAAACCCCGCCGAGUUCGUGGCCUGAAGGGAGGACAGGCCCGGCGCCCCGGUAGACCUCCCAAACCCAAGAUGAUUGACCUCCUUAGCAAAGUUGACGCGAAGCUGUUGAAGCGACUUGAGGCCAAGGAAGCUCUUACAGAGGAGGAAAAGGAGAAACUUGCAAAAAUCAAAAAGAAAAUGAAGAGAAAGGCAAGAAUGAAGAGAAGGGAGGAUGCUAAGAUUAAGAAGAUGAAAGAGGAAAAAAAGAAAGCCAAGCUUGAGCAAGAGGCAAAGGGCCUGGAGGUGAAGGCUGAACUAACCGACCCAACGGCACCACAGGUCACACAGGCGGCAUCCGAUUCUGUUGCAGAGCCGAAGAAGCCAGGCCGCAGAAGGUCAGUGAAGACUGAAGCUACUCCACCAGUACGGCAGACGGAUGAGGAGAGGAUAGCCCAGGGUAAGAGGGUGCUGGGUGCUCGGAGUAAGGCAAAGGCUCUGGCUAAAGCUCAGGCAGAGGCAGAGGCGGCAGCUCAAGCUGCUCUGUCAGCUAAGAGGGCAGCAGAGAGGAGAGCUCAGGCCCAGAGACGUCUGGAAGAAAGAAAGAGGCAGCAGUUGAUUGCAGAAGAGCUGAAGAAGCCUACAGAAGAUAUGUGUCUCACUGACCACAAACCCUUGCCAGAGCUGUCCCGUAUCCCUGGUGUAGUUCUUUCCGGCACAGCCUUUGCACACUGCCUGGCCGUGGUUGAGUUCCUACAUGGCUAUGGAAAGGUGAUCGGUCUCAAUAUACCCAAGGACAUUCCAAGCCUGUCUACCCUACAGGAGGGCCUCCUAGGCCUGGGCGAAAGCCAAGGAGAAGUCCAGGACCUACUGAUGAAGCUGGUGGAGGCUGCACUCCAUGAUCCAGGCCUGCCAUCGUAUUAUCAGUCUGUAAAGAUCCUUGGGGAAAAGCUGGUUGAGUUAGAGCUGACCCGCAGCACAGUUUCAGAAGUACUUCGCAUCUUUUUGGAAUCUCACGGUUAUGAGACAGAGGUGUGCAACACACUGAGGACCAAAACAUUUCAUGCCCUGCCUCCUGACACCAAGGCAGCUAUCCUGGGUUUCCUGGUGGAAGAGCUUAACAGCAGUAACAUUGUGACAAGUGACAUUGACAACACAUUGGAAAACAUGGCAACCUACAGGAAGAACAAGUGGAUAAUUGAGGGGAAACUGCGCAAACUGAAGGCGGCGCUAGCACGUCGUACAGGACGCUCGGAGGAAGAGCUGUGUUUUGAGGAGAGGAGGCGCAGUGCCAGAGUGGCUGAGGAAGAGAACCUCAGUCUAGAGGAGAGUGGUGUGGUCCUGGAGAGAGGCAACCGCCGUGCACGCAAAGAAGAGCCCAAACUCAGUGAUAGUGAGAGUCCUACCAAUGCCAGCAUUCCAGAGCUUGAAAGGCAGAUAGAUAAGCUAACCAAGCGUCAAGCAUUUUUCCGUAAAAAGCUUCUACAGUCAUCUCAUUCCAUGCGGGCCAUGUUGCUGGGCCAGGACCGUUACAGGCGCAGAUACUUGGCUUUGCCUCACCUCGGAGGAGUUCUAGUUGAGGGACCAGAAGAGCUCUUGACUUCGGGAGAUGUCCUUGUAGCUGAGGUGCCCGUCACCUUCCUCAAAAAGGAGCCCAAAGUUGAAGAGACCCCCAUGCCUACCACUCCCUCUCCUGCUCUACCUCCCUCUCCUUCCUCUGCUACCCCUGCCCAGGCCCAGACCUUUUCUCCAGAGGAUGACCCACUUCCUGGCACUGCAUCCCUCAUGAGCAGGCCAAGAGGACGUGGUCGUCCCCGAAAAAUCAAACCAGAAGUGGAGCUUCACCUCCGCACAGCAAAGAUCCGCCGCCGGCGUCGAAGUAGUGUCAGGUCUGGUGGUGAAGAAGGGCCGGGAUCACCAAACAGUGGCACACAAGACCUCACACAGGCUGCUUUCCAGAACUGGCUCAGCCAGUCACAGGAAGCAGUGACCAACGGCACAUGUUCAGCAGCAGGGGAAGCUCCAGAGGGUAAUCGACCAGAGGAGAGUGUGAAGCAGAUGGCAGAGAAACAAGGGCAGUGGUUCAACCUGCUCCCCAAACAACCGUGUGACGAUAACUCUCUCACUGAGCCCCAGAUGCCCACGUCACCCAGCUCACCCCCGAAACUCCUCCCUCAGAUCCCGAGUACUCUGCCUGCACUCGCUGCUCCACUCAUGCAGCCGGACCCACUCUUGCCUAGCUUGGCUCCUGCUGACCCUGUGACCCAAGCAACAUCACAGGACAUUCCCCCCACAACCCCUGCUUCUGCUGUUCCUGUUGGUGCCCCACCACCACUCCCUCAGCUUCUUCCAGCCCCCAUUCCUCCUGCUCCGACCACUGCUAUCAUCCCUGCCAGGCCAGGCCGCAGGCGGAGGAGGGGCAGCAGAGGCAGUAGUCCUGCCCGUAGAGGGCCACGAGGAGCUGCAGCUAAACGCCGCGGACGCCCUCCAAACUCUGUGUUCCAGGAGCUCGAGCAGCAGUACUUCACACAGCUAGUGGUCAAGCCCAUUCCAGCAUCAAUGGUCCGCGGCUGGUGGUGGAUCAAGGAUCCAGAAGAACUAUAUAACACCUUACAGGCCCUCCAUCCAAGAGGCAUCAGGGAGAAGGUGCUCCAUAAGCAUUUGGCCAAACAUAUGGAGAGCAUAGCUGAGAUAUGCACCAAACCUAUCAACGACCCAAUGUUUGAGUUAAAGGUAGAAGAGAAAGAUGCACUAGUGGAGGCUCUGCAGCAGCCGUGGCAAGUGCAGGAGAAGGCCAUGGAGACUGACAUCAGCGCCCUGCGGUGGGUGGAGGACAUGGAGCAGCGAGUCAUUGCUGCUGACCUCCAUCUGAAGGCACCUCCUCAGAGCGCAAUGAACGAUGCUGAAUCUAACACAGAGACACCAAUGGCAGAAUUCCAGCCCUACACAAUCCCAGAUCCAGACUCCACACGGGAUGACCUCCAAUACUACGAACAUGAUGCUGACCCACGCGAUGACUGGAUUGUGCGAACAAAAAAGGAGUGGUCCGGCCUGCCUCGCAUCGCCACACACCCUCUGGACCUGGCUGUGCUGCGACUGGCUAACCUUGAGCGAAACAUUGAGAGACGCUACCUGAAGGAGCCACUGUGGAACCCAGCUGAAGUGAUGCGCCUCGCUCCUCUCACACCUACACCAGGAGAGGAGCACCCCAUGGAUGUCAUUAGUCUGGAAAGUGAAAUCACCUCUCGACUACGAACAUGGCGGCAGGCUCUAGAUCGCUGUCGCAGCGCUCCCCAGCUCUGUCUGUGUUUACUUCAGCUGGAGAAGGCCAUUGCUUGGGAGAGAUCUGUGACUAAAGUGACUUGCCAGGUUUGCAGGAAGGGAGACAAUGAUGAGUGCCUGCUGCUGUGUGACAGCUGUGACCGUGGCUGCCACAUGUAUUGCCUGAGGCCCAAAAUCACCCAGGUGCCAGAGGGAGACUGGUUUUGUCCUACCUGCGUUGCCAAGGAGGAGGAUGAAUCUCCGCGCUCGUCAAAAAUGAGGAUCAGGGUGAAGAAGAGAAGAUAUGAAGACGACAGCUCUGAAGAUGAGAUGACAACACGACGUAGUUCUGGCAUGGCAACGCGGAACAAGGAGACCGUGGCACCUUCCUCAUCCGCUCGUUACUCUGGAGAAGGAGGCGGCACUAAACGGCGUCGCAUGACAACCCGCAACCAGCCUGACCUCACCUUCUGCGAGAUCAUUCUCAUGGAGAUGGAGGCUCAUGCAGAUGCCUGGCCAUUCCUUGAACCUGUCAACCCCCGACUGGUGCCAGGCUACCGCCGCAUCAUCAAAAACCCCAUGGACUUCCUAACAAUGAGAGAGAGACUGCUACAGGGAGGGUACUGCAGCUGUGAGGAGUUUGCGGCGGACGCUCACCUGGUCUUCAACAACUGUGAACUGUUCAAUGAGGACACGUCGGAGGUGGGAAUGGCUGGACACUCCAUGAGGCGUUUCUUUGAGAGCCGCUGGGCGGAGUUCUACUCAAAUAAGGACAAAUAGGAGCCUAUGAAGUUCCCCCUGAUGGUGGGGCUGUAGACUGUUGGUGCUGUCACCGUCCCAGUCACACUCUCUCCAAUACUGCUAAGACUGUCUGGAGGUUCUUCCAGCUAUGUGUAUUCUCUCAUGUAUAGGUAUAUAUGUAUAGAUUUUGGCUAUUUGUCUGUUAUCGUUUCCUCUACUGGCCGAAUCUUUUCAAGGCCCACAGCUGAACUGGCUUGAACUUGUACCCAUUCCCCAUCACAGAGAGUGAGAACAUGUCUCUCUUCACUUUUCCUUCCUCCUUUCGUGUCUCCUUAUCUUCACCUCAGCACCUCAUCUCCUGUUUGCAUUUUCCUGUCAUAUCCUUUCACAAGCCCCAUGUCGUAGCGAGGCCUUUGGUCAAGCCCUGCUGUGGGGUGAAGACACGGUCUCAGGCCCUGAGUAUUUUGGCUCUCAGACUCAUACUGAAGGUCAGGGACUGAUCACACUAUAGCAGCCUAACCGCUGCAUACUGGACCUGCUUAGCACCCGCUCAAUGAUAAAAUGGAUCAAAACUCUUCAGAGCCUGGGCCAUUUCUUACCUGUUCAAUGGAAAUGUAAUGUAACGUGGUCUUAUUCCUAGAAGUAAUUUUUUUGCUCAAUAUAUUUUUAUUAUAUAUUCUAUAUAUAAAUAUAUAUAAAGAUUACAAUAGCUGGGAUUAUUUAAUAGCAAUAGCUUGUAGUGAAUGUGUACAGAUUACCUUAUAGAGAUGUCUAGACGAUUUAUGAAAAGGCCAGUUAAACUAAAAGGAAUCUGUUUUUGGACUGUCACGAGUAGACGUUGUAUAACCUCCACUUAAAGUCUUGCACGCACACACAAACACUUUUCACCAACACACAAACACACGAACAAACACACAACAUGCACAUGAUUUCACACAUAUACCCACCUACUGCUGCUGUGUGAAAGACACUGGUUUCUGAAACUGGAGGACUUUUUAAUGUUGGUCAGUUAGUCUGGGCUUAGACUCUUAUAUUUCACUGUCCCUCCUGUUAAGAGUAAAUAAUCAGCUAUUUGCACCAGAUCUGUGUCACAACUGAGAGGAUGCUACUGCAAUUUUAGCACCUGUUAAAUAGUCCGAUUAGAUAACACAGCUCACACUGAAGUUUUACUCUUAUAUGCUAUAAAAUUGCCUCAAGACAAGAUAGUGUUUCAGCUUCAAGACUGCAACUGAGUGAUUCAUCCGUGUACAAAAUCAAAUGUUUGUCUGUAGCUCAUCUGAACGGGUGGAAAGGUCUAAAGGUGGUUAUGUGCGAGGCUAAAAUCCUCUCAUUUUAAAGACUAGCAUUGCAAAGGAGUUCUGAUAAUGAAGCACUGGGCACAUCCCUGCCUAGUUUUCUGUCUUGCAUUCCUUUUUAUGUUUUUUUUUUUUUUUUUUUGGGUUGUUUUUGUUUCUGUUUUUGCUGUACAAGGGCCAAUGUACGAUGUUGCACGGCAUGGUUGAUGUGCUAUGAAGGCGACAGGAUAAUUCCACAGUCCAGGUUUUAUUUAAACUUGUUUCUCACACUGAACUCAAAUGCGUUGAUAGAAAACAAACUUUGAUGUUCCUUAUUACACUUUAAGGGACAAGACGUUUUUUCAAAAAAGAAAAAAAAAAAAGACAUGAAAACCAAAUGUGGUGUUAAGUGAAUUUUUAAUAAUGUACAGUUUUGGUGACUUUAAAUUUGUUCCUUUAUAUUUUUAGGACCAAUUCAUCAUUUUUAAGAGGAGGUAUUACAAGACUCUGUUGUAUUAAGGUGAUGUAACACGUGUGCAUCUGUAGAAUGUACUGUGAGUUGAAUAAAAACCACAUCUAGUAGAGA
Xiphias gladius (swordfish) is the source of this 10327-nucleotide messenger RNA. RefSeq names its product bromodomain adjacent to zinc finger domain, 2A (gene baz2a). The coding region runs from base 329 to 8506 and encodes 2725 amino acids. Gene Ontology annotation, cellular component: rDNA heterochromatin. The record is from RefSeq and is a predicted model, not a curated record. The transcript has 30 exons. Gene Ontology annotation, molecular function: protein binding; DNA binding. Lineage: Eukaryota; Metazoa; Chordata; Actinopteri; Istiophoriformes; Xiphiidae.